Messenger RNA from Camelina sativa (false flax), 696 nucleotides. The record is from RefSeq and is a predicted model, not a curated record. Lineage: Eukaryota; Viridiplantae; Streptophyta; Magnoliopsida; Brassicales; Brassicaceae.
AUGCAGGCUACUCCAUUGGGUAACUUUAUGAAACAGACAUGUGUUUUUGCUGUGAAUAUUGGACUCAAAGGUUAUGAAAAGAUGUUAAAUAAAAUCUACAAGGGCAUUGGAGGUUUAAAGCUCGAUGUGUCAGACUGGUUGGUAUAUCUACGGGGAGAAGUUGAUCCUAUCGUAUUCAUUAAGAAAUUGUAUGUAGCGAGAAGGUACGUUGAGCUUUUCCGAAUUGAUUAUGGAUAUGAAGAGGAUCCACAAGGAACCCGGAGACCAAAUUCCCACUUCAUGAGAUGUCGCUUCGAGAUAAACACAUUAGAAAUAAGUUGGUAUAAGAAAAUCAUGGGAGCUUUGAAGACCAUCCAAGGUGUAUCUUUUACCUUAGACGCACAACCUGCAGCUAUGGGAUCUCCUCCGAUGGCAUACUUAUGUGGGAACAUUGAAAUUGGAGUGCUCAUGAAGAUGCUCGUGAAGACAGGGAUUGAACUGUCGGCAAUGGAAUAUGGCGUCGAGUAUAAAGAUGCAAACUUAAACCCACCUCCACCUCCCAAGAAACUUGAGGCUCCUCCUGCAAACGGAACUGAGACACAGCCCGCAAAAGACACGGUGCCUCCUACACUUAAGGUUGAUAGUACAUCAUUAACGGAGCACAAACAAGUCAUAUACAAGAAGCCUCGUGGUUUUAGACGGUUAUUUUGUAAAUAA